AUGGCUGAAAUUUCAGAAAGAUGUCCUCUUCCAAGGUGGAAGCCAACAGCGGAGCAAUUACAAAUACUGGAAAUAUUAUAUAAAAAUGAUAAUUCCACUCCAACCACUGAGAAUAUACAUCAUAUUGCCGAUUCUCUCAGAAGAUAUGGAGAAAUACAAGCAAAAAAUGUCUUUUACUGGUUUCAAAACCGCAGAGGAAAUGAACGUGUAAACAAGCGCCGAAGAUUGGAUGAAGCGAUGGCUUCAGAUGGGCCAAAGCUUGCAAGGAUCACAACUGAAACAACAAUCAAGGAGAAGUGUAGCAUGCGAGAUGAAUGGAGAGGCAACCUAAGGAAGUGCAAUGAUGGGAAUGAUUACAAAUAUGAAUAUGAUAAAUUAGUAAGUCCCCCAAAUGAGAAUUUGGGGAGGAGAGGAUGGGCAGUGCCUCGAAUCGACACCAGGGUGAAACCAGCUAGGACUCCACACUCUGCAGAAUUUCAACAAUCUGAACACAGAAAUAAAGCAUUACGAACUUUACAAUUAUUUCCACUCAAUCCAACUAAUAUUAGAUAUAGAAAUGAUGAUGUAUUGGAUUCAAAAUAUUCAUUUACUUGA
Molecule: messenger RNA, 594 nt
Organism: Cryptomeria japonica (Japanese cedar)
Lineage: Eukaryota; Viridiplantae; Streptophyta; Pinopsida; Cupressales; Cupressaceae
Product: WUSCHEL-related homeobox 4-like
Exons: 2
Coding region: 1-594 (197 amino acids)
Biological process (GO): plant organ development
Molecular function (GO): DNA binding; DNA-binding transcription factor activity
Source: RefSeq, a predicted model, not a curated record